AUGCCGGGAGGCGUUGGUGGAUCGGCGCGUGCCUACGACGUAGCGGUGUGGCGUGCCGAGAGGCCUCGAGAGCACCUCAACUUCCCAGAUAUCGAGAAUCGGGUGGAAGCGGAGAUGCUUGUGCCGCAGGGCAUCAAGAUGAGGGAGAUCACGACGAAGAAGAAGACGACGAAGAAGCCGUCAGUUGUCGUCAAUGCCGGCGAGACCGGCGAGGAGGCGAUGGCGAGGUUUGCUCGGGAGCAUCCGGAGUACGUCCAGGCCGAGCUGGAGCACUACUGGAAGCGUGAGGCGGGGCAGAAGAAGAAGGAGGACAAGGUGGGUCCCUCGCCGGUGAUCCCCAUCAGGUCCUCUUCCGAGGAGGACUGGGCAGACUUCUCGGAGGAGGAGGAGGAGGGGUGCGACGAACCGGAGAAGGAGGAGUUCUCGGAGCAGUUCCGCAACUCCGAGGAUGAGGAUGGCCCACAUCAUCCUUUCCCCAUCUCGCGAGAGAGGCAGAGAGCAAGCAGAGCAGAGGACCUCGCCCUACUCCCUGCUAGGGCUCAGCGUCGCCGCUUCUUGCGCUCGCGCUCGCCGCCGGUCCGCCGCUGCUCGGCGCCUCCCCGCCGUUCGCCGCGACCGCCAAUCCUCCCCGACGUUGGUCUCCUCUCUUGCUCCGGCUCCCCCACUCCACCGUUGCCCGACACCCCGGCCAUCCGAUCCCCCCCCGUUCCGGCGUUGCCUGCCCUCCACUGCCUCUGGUCCUCCCUGCUCCGACGCUGCGUCGCUGCGUCGCUGCCCGCCCAGGGCCGAGCCACUGGUCGUGGCCUCGUGGAACUGAAGAUGAAGAGGAAUGGUGAGAUUAAGUCAUUUUUUCAGAAUUAUGAGGCAAAAACAAGAAAGGUUGCAGCCCAAGAGCAACAUGAACCUGAUAUUGAUCCACAUCCACUCCAUUCGGAUUUAGAGAUUGACAUUGAUAUUGAUUCACCUCGAGUCCAUUCCGAUCCAUAGAUUGACAUUGAUAUUGAUGAUGAAGCGCCACAACAACCAUCACCCCAACAUCCAAAUGCAAGAUCAUAUAAUAUUCAAAAGUUUCCAACUUAUCCAGGGGAAAGGAUUCCUAUUUCAGAGUAUGAUGUUGGUGAUCAAGAUGAAGUACGGAGACGGUACACUGCAAAGAAUGCUUAUGAGCAUCAUGGAAGAUCACGUCGUUAUUAUCAAGUACAAACAAACGAUGAUCGUUAUAGAAGAGAAGUAUAUCUUGCUGUCAUUGACCAAACCAUUCAAGAGCUUAACAACCGGUUUAAUGAGGUUAAUACGGAGUUGCUUAUUUGCAUGUCGGCUUUGAAUCCCCUCAAUUCAUUUGCUUCUUAUGAUGCAUUCAAGGUAAUGAAACUUGUUGAAUUGUAUCCCAUGGACAUAUCAAGCACGAAUUUGAUAAGGCUAGAAUUUCAAUUUGUUACUUUUAUUUAUGAUACGAGACAAGAUGAUAGGUUUAGAAAUGAAAGUAAUAUUGGUGAGCUCUCUAUUUUGCUUGUUGUAACAAAGAAGCAUGUUCUUUAUGUUUUGAUCUACUUACUCAUCAAAUUGAUAUUGAUUUUACCGACGACAA
This is a messenger RNA of Hordeum vulgare subsp. vulgare (domesticated barley), 1588 nucleotides long. RefSeq lists its product as uncharacterized. The record is from RefSeq and is a predicted model, not a curated record. The transcript is spliced from 3 exons. Bases 1 to 987 code for a protein of 328 amino acids. NCBI's taxonomy places the organism in Eukaryota, Viridiplantae, Streptophyta, Magnoliopsida, Poales, Poaceae.